This is a messenger RNA of Chlamydomonas reinhardtii, 4529 nucleotides long. RefSeq lists its product as uncharacterized. The transcript is spliced from 9 exons. Gene Ontology annotation, biological process: regulation of DNA-templated transcription. Gene Ontology annotation, molecular function: sequence-specific DNA binding; DNA-binding transcription factor activity. The coding region runs from base 407 to 2812 and encodes 801 amino acids. Lineage: Eukaryota; Viridiplantae; Chlorophyta; Chlorophyceae; Chlamydomonadales; Chlamydomonadaceae. The record is from RefSeq and is a predicted model, not a curated record.
CCACUGCACGGCACUGCGGUGCCUAUCUGUAUGUGCAGACUACACCUCGCGCGGAGCUAGCUCGCGCUGGCUCUGUGGCGUUCUUUCUAGAAGCUUGCCAAUGCUUUUAAUGGGCACUCGCUCAGAAGCCCGGCUUUUCCAGUUUUCCCGCAACUUUGCUUACACUUACUUUAAUCUUUUGUUACCUGACACACAUUCAAGUACUUAACGACUCACUGCAAAGAAUGCGUUGUUUGAGCAAGCGCACGCUCACCGGCUCGCCGGCUUGUUAAUCGUCGUCCUUUUAGUCUGCUUAAAUCACCUGUUAGUGACAUCUUACUUGAGGCCAGGGUCAAAGCCUUUUAGCUUCUUGCAUUUUGGGCUCGGAGGGGCCUGGCCGGUCGCUGCAACGGAGCAACAAGGAGCUAUGACGAACCCAGCCAACCAGCCACCACCAUUCCUUAUCAAGACGUAUGACCUCGUUGACGACCCCUCCACCGACAACAUCGUCUCAUGGGGUGCGGAUGGCCACAGCUUCAUUGUAUGGAAGCCACCGGAGUUUGCGCGGGACUUGCUACCCAAACACUUCAAGCACAACAAUUUCUCCAGCUUUGUGCGCCAGCUCAACACCUAUGGAUUUCGCAAAGUGGACCCCGACCGCUGGGAGUUCGCAAACGAGCACUUUGUGCGGGGCAAGAAGGAACAGUUGCGGGACAUCCACCGGCGCAAGCCAUCCGCCACGCACAACGCCACAGGCACCGGCGGCGGCGCCAGCGGGGCGGCGGCCGGCGCCGCCGCGGCCACGCCGGGGGCGCCUGUGCCCAGCAAUGCGCUAGUGGCGGCGGGCCAGACGGCGCCGGCCAUUGAGAUUGGCGCGUACGGCGGCUUCCGGGAGGAGAUUGACAACCUGAAGCGCGACAAGAAUGUGCUCAUGGUUGAGCUGGUGCGGCUGCGGCAGCAGCAGGCCACCGCGGACGCCAAGAUUCGUGACCUGACUGGGCGCCUGGAGAACACGGAGGCCAAGCAGCAGACCAUGAUCAACAUGUUCGCGGCGGCCUUCAAGAACCCCGCCAUGUUCCAGCGCAUGCUGUCCACCAUGGCGAGCAGCGGCGUGCAGCGGCUGACGGCGGCGCCCGCCUACAGCGGCGGCGCGGGGGCGGCGGGCGGCCGCCGGAAACGGCGCGCGCGCGGGGAGACGUCCGUCACGGACAUUGGCGAGGACAUUGCCGGUACCGGCGUGGGCAUCACGGAGGCGAUUGACGCGGACAUGCUGGAGACCGGCGGCGCCAACCACAUGGCCGUCAACGGCGUGCACGGCGCCGCCGGCUCGCCGCCCAGCCACGGCCACGGCGCCGACGACACCUCAUCCAACGGCUCCGCCACCGACGCCACCGGCGCCGCCAACGGCUACGGCCACCAGCUGGUGGCUUACAACCCGGCGGUGGCGGCCGCGGCGGCUGCGGCUGGUGCCGCCGGAGGCAGCUCUGCCGCCGCCGUUAGCGGCGGCGCCGCCAGCACGGACGCGCUGAGCGAGAUGAUGAUGCGCAGCUUCCAGUCGCUGUUGUCGGGGGCGGAGGACAUGACGGGCGAUGUGACCGGGGCGCUGAACAGCCUGGCUAUCGGGCAGGGCGGCGGCGUCGGUGGUGGCGGUGCGCAUGUUGGCCACGCGUUGGGCGCGCACAUGGUGCCGUCGGCGGCGGCGCCGCACGUGACGAUCCAGGAGCAGCCGUCCACCAGCGCGGCGGCAGCGGCAGCGGCGGCGGCGGGUGGUGGCACGCCCACGACCAGCAGUGUGGUGCUGAUGGGCAGCUCGGCACCGGGCGUGGUGGUCAACUCCACAGGCGGGGCAGUGGUUGACCCCACCAGCGGCGCGGCGGGGCUCAUCUCCACCGCCAUCCAGCCCUACCAGGGGCCGGCCGCGCUGCCGGGGCUGCCGCAAGGCGUCGCAGUGGGCGGCGUCACUGGGCUGUCGGGGCUGGGGCCGGGGACGACGCUGCUGGCGCCGGGGGCAAUGGCCACGGCGCCGCAUGCACCGGGCGCGCACCCGACGCCGUCGGCGUUCGUCAUCACAAAGCCGGAGCCGAUGUUGGGCGGCGCGCCGGGGCCGGUGCUGCCGGUCGGGACGCCGGGCAUGGUGCCGGUGCAGCCAAGCACAGGGCCGGGGUCGUCUGCAGCAAUGACGGCGUCCGCGUUGCCCACCUCCGCCUUCGCGGCGCUGGCGGGGGUGCCGGCCGUGCCCAUGCCCGUGCCCGCCGUCCCCAUGGCGGGCGCCGCGGGGCCGUCGGUGCCCAUCCCCAUGCCGGGCAGCGCCGCCGCCACGCCCGUGCCAAUGGUGCCGGUGGUCAUGUCGCCGCCGCCGCCCGGCCACACCAUGAUCCCCAUCCAGACCGCCACCAUGGCCCCGCCCACGCAAGCCAUGGGCGCCGCCGGCCUGCGGGUGCCCUCCGGCCUGCCUGCCAUCAACAACAUGGCGCUCACGCCGGCGGCGGCAGCCGCCGCCGCCGCCGCGGCGGCCGCCGCGGCCAUGCCCGGCUCCGGCGGGCUGUUCGACGCCACGCCGACGUCGGCCGCGGGCCUGCCUGUGAACGACAACCCCACGGUGACCAGCCCGCCUGCGGAUGCUGACGGCGUGGACGGCAUGCUGGGCGGGCUGUCGGGUCUGGACCUGAUGACCUCGCUGCCCAGUGGCGAGCUGGUGCUGCCCAGCGACGGCGACUUUGGCGAUGACGUGUGGGCGCAGAUCAUGUCGGCGGCGUCGGCGCAGGCGCCGGACGCGGCGGGCGGGCUGGGCGGCCUGGACCUCAACCCCGUGUCCGCAGCGCUGGAGCACUGAGGUGCUGGAGUCGGCGCUGGAGCACUGAGGCACAGGCGCGGAGGCAUGUACACUGAGGCACUGGCGGGAGCAAUGGGCGGAGCGCUGGACUGGGGAGAGCGUGUUGGGGCAGCGACAUGUAGGAUGCGAGAGGGUGCCUGGUUUGGGCAGGGAAAUAAGGGAGUGGAGUGCCGGAGGGGAGAGGAGGGGGAGGAGGGUGGCUCCGCCGUGACUCCGAGGCUGUAUGCGCAUGGGAAAUCGCGAUCGCGUGGCGGGUAUUCAGCCCAGCCCAGCUACAUUGGUCUCCGGCCUUCUCUAUACAUAUACCAGACGUCUGUACACAGUAGACCAGCACGCGUUCCGGUUGUCGCCUGUCCCUGGCGUAGACCAGACACGUGGUUGCUUCGUGUGGGAACGCGGCGAGUGCGCGAGAGCCUCGGAAGCCCCCGGUCGGCUGGACAUUGACUGUCCGCCGGCGAGGGUGCGGGGGCUGUAUGCGGCGGAGUCGAAGCGGCGGCAGGGACAAUCCGAGUGAGGGCGGCCAGCGGGUAUACAGCAAGAGCAGUGGAGGCGGAUACAGGCGUGGUGCAGGAGCAGUAGCAAUAAAUGGUGUCGGUUGCUGUCUUAAGGCUGACAGGGGGUUGAUGAAAGGUGCAAACAGAGUGUCGCUUGCUAGGGUUUGCACGGGCGCCGGGAGGGGGCCCUCGUAGGCACGUUUGGAUGAAUUGAUAUGUGCUGCCUUAGCGGACACGCACACAGCGUUGCUAGCGGUCAACUAAGCGAUCCACCGCACUUUAUUAUGACAUUGCCACGUGGGUUAGGGACUUCUUUUUGCAUCCUGCAGGAAUGAAAUGCACUUGCUCUGAGCGCACUUUUGAGGAGUGUGCUGACGAUCCACUUUGCCAAGGAUCCAGGUGUGGGGAUGGGGUCUGACCGGCGUGAGUGUGUGGUUUUGGGUAAACUGGUGGGGAUAUGUAGAUGGCAAUGGCGGCUGUGGUGGGCACAAGGGCCUGGUUGUUAUUGUUCCUGUGCCCUGGGCCUCCACAUACGCGGUGCGCGGGCGAGUCGGCAGCGCCAAGGCACAUCACAAGACUGACGCUGCUUGAAGAUUAAGCAGGGAGCUGGGGUGCGGCGCUGGUGUGGCGGGCGCAGACGUAUGCCUUCCGGCAUUUGGGGGCGGGCGCCACGCACACAGGGCGGCUCGCACACGGCGGCUACUAAUCAAAGGACAUGGAUCCCAACACUGCUAGAUGUUUCCGAAUGACAGCAUGUUGCCGUACAAGGAAUGAGAGAAGUGUCGAUGCAAGGGGACAGGCAAGGCUGGCAAGACGUUUUGGUACUAGUUCGUAUGCAUGGAGUUGACCCCGCCUGCGUCCAGCCGUGGCUGCUGGGCUGCGGGAGGUCCCCAGCUCGUGAUGGGGACUGAAGAGUGUUGCAGUGUCGUCGGGUGGCGUGCCUAACCAUGGGCCCGCGGCAAAGCACCUGACGUAGAACGUUUAUACACGUGCUGUACACAGUCCGCUGGCGAGGUUGGGCUGUAAGAGUGUGAGUACAGCAUGAUGGGCUGGGCUGUGUGGGUGUGUGUAAGGCUCCACACGCAAAAUCAUGCGAGACGCUUGCGGGAAGACAUCGGGUCACACGGAAUAGCAGCGGCCAGACGGCCACAUUUGCGCCACAGACUACACAUACCCGCGGAGCGCCCACGCCCCAACAUUGCCGGGUAUAUAAUAACUUGGAC